Molecule: messenger RNA, 9133 nt
Organism: Ylistrum balloti
Lineage: Eukaryota; Metazoa; Mollusca; Bivalvia; Pectinida; Pectinidae
Product: activated Cdc42 kinase-like
Exons: 19
Coding region: 415-5181 (1588 amino acids)
Biological process (GO): protein phosphorylation
Molecular function (GO): ATP binding; protein tyrosine kinase activity
Source: RefSeq, a predicted model, not a curated record
GUCAGUGUAGCAUUCAAGCUUCUCAUUUGUAGCAGUCAAUUUAAAUCAAUUUCAUUCAAAAAGUCAGGUGAAUCUUCCUUUCUGUGUUUACAGGCUGUAUGUGAUUGAUGAUGAUCAGAGAUUUGGAAGUCAGUGAAUGAACUAUGGGAUUACAUUAGUGCAUCUUACACUGCUGAAAUAUUUUGUGAAUUUUUUCUGUGGAUUAUUUGGUGGGUACUGGAUGGAAGAGGAGAUAUAACGAGGGAUAACUGGUUAACCCAGUGUGUAGUUUGGCUGUAACAGAAGUGAUACUACUGUUUGAUCUACAGGGAUUACAGAAGAUUGUGGAGGUGAACUUUGAGGGUGACUCUCUUAUAAUGCUGAUCCUGGGAUUAAAAUAACUUCAGAAAGUUGUGAGGUUACAAGCCCAUCACCAUGGGAACCACAGCACGGGACCUCCUGGAUUUCCUGGAGGAGGCAGAGCUAUCCCAGUACUACUGUGCUCUGUCCUCGGAUCUAAAGAUUACCACGAUUCUUCAACUCAAGUAUGUGGAGGAGGAUGACCUAGUCGGAAUUGGAAUGACAAAACCAGAGAUGAGGCGUCUUAAAAGACACUACAAAAAAGAAUGUCCACAGGGGGCUCUCGGCAGACUGAAAAAGGCAAUCCUGUCCAAGACUGGUAGUGAUGGACUCGGAAGAUCACUUAGUCCAUCUCCACCGGAGAAUAGAGCAAAUAGGUCUUCAUCAAGGCUAUCCUCAUACAUGCGACCCCCCAGUAAACAGAUCAUCCCUGCAGACUCCAUCCUGAUCAACAAAACGCUUGGAGAAGGGGAGUUUGGUGUUGUACAACAAGGAGUUUGGACAACAGAGACUGGUGAAAAAGUCCAAGUUGCCAUUAAAUGCCUGAGCAAGGAGCGACUACAAAAUGGAACCACAGAGUUCCUCAAGGAAGCGGGUAUUAUGCAGACAAUUGACCAUGAAAAUAUUGUCCGCAUGUUUGGAGUCGUUCUUGACAAAGAAAACACCAUGAUGCUGGUGACAGAGUUAGCUCCCAUGCGGUCAUUGCUAGAGUGUCUGAAGGAACAGGCCUUGCGACUGGACUUUCCCCUUCCUCGUCUCUGUGACUUUGCCCAGCAGAUAUGUGAUGGCAUGACCUACUUGGAGAAUAAGCGAUUAAUACAUAGAGACUUAGCCGUCCGAAAUAUCCUGGUCUUCAGUAAAAAUAAGGUCAAAAUCAGUGAUUUUGGUUUGUCGCGAGCACUAGGUGUGGGCAAGGAUUACUACCAGAGCAACUUCAGCAUUAACCUUAAACUACCUAUAGCAUGGUGUGCUCCAGAGUGUAUCAAUUAUCUCAAGUUUACAUCAGCCAGUGAUGUUUGGGCAUUUGGUGUGACAAUGUGGGAACUGUUCAGUUAUGGCCUUCAGCCCUGGGCUAGUAUGACUGGUCAACAGAUCCUGGAAGCCAUUGACACACCAAAUGGUCAACGACUUGAGCGACCUGACCUCUGUCCAAAGGAAUACUAUGACCUUAUGUGUAAAUGUUGGGACCAUGAUACCGCCAAGCGGCCGACGUUCAAUGAUAUUUUUACUCAGUUACCAUUUAUGCGACCAGUCCAGAUGAAAGCCUUGAAAGAUUUCCCAGAAGUCACUGUACCAAGGGACUUCCUCUACUACAAGUCUUCUGAUAUAAUCUAUGUUAUUGAUAAGAGCCCAGCCAAUGCACCUUCCUUUGGCCUGUGCCGGGGAGUUUUAAAUAGUGGUAAAGCUGGCUUCUUUGAUCCUGUGAAUUGUACGCCAAUAGCAGAGACAAAACCUGAUAGUCCCAUCACGUCACUGCCUAAGCCUUCUAUCUCCAGAAAAGAAUCAAAGCGGAAUUCGAGUAGAAAAUUACGAGCAGAGAUGAUAAGUGGUCCAAAAAAUGACUUACGUCACACGGGUCAUAUUGGUUAUGAUGGUGCGGUGUUCGGGGAUGUGUCAUUUAUAGGCGACAACUAUGAUAAACUGCCGGUGAAUGUUGGCAGUGGUAGUGCAGGUGCAAAUUCUCCUGUUAUAGGUGAUAGGCUAUCGUCCUUCAGCCUUCACCGACAUAGUCCAGACGGCGAUCAUGCAGGUCUGUCACUGAACGGCGGUACUAAUGGCGUCGGCACAAAUGGCCUUGGACACUCUUGGAUAAGCCAAGAGUCAAUAGAUAGCACCUUCAAGGAUGAGAUGGAUGGAGACCGCACCCCUCAUUACCAGGAUAUAGAGGAUGAUUCACUCUUCGCAGACUUUAAGAUGCCCGAUAUUGGGUCUUCCUUUGAUUUCGGUGGCUCGUUUAUGGAUGAGGUGUUAAAGGCCUUAAAUGAGAAGGAAGCUAAGUUGGAUGCGUCUUCUCCUUCCGACUCCACCCCGUCACCUGACUCUCAAUUUCGCAACAGUUUCAACGACCGUAGUGGGUCCAUCUCUCCACCGUCUGUGAAGGAGUAUAAACACACCACACCACCCCCACUGCCUGCUCAACCUCCUAGAUCUGAGAUUAAGAAGGAACCCCCUAAACCAGAACCAAGGAAACAGGCAAAGGUCAAACCUAUGUCUGCUUCUGAGGAGAAAAUGAUGGAUGAUGCUAUUGCUUUGGCUAAUGAAUGUGCUGUUGUUUCAUCACAAAACCAGACAACAGAGACCCCCACCUCACCCACAGGACCUGAGAGGAUGCGCUCCGACUCAGAGAGUGGGUCAGAAUCCCCCAAGUUAAUCUCCAAGUUAAAGAACUCUUUUAAGAGAAGCCCCAAACUUGAGCGUAAACGAACUUUUUCUGAAGAAAUUGCUCACAAAGGGGAGAUCACUGAGGAUGUUCCUCCAGAGGCUCAGGAAGCAUACAAUAUUUUAGUGGUGCGUGGGUCUGUGAAAGAGGACCAGAGGAAGGAACGACCCAAGUAUCCAGCCCCUGUACCUGAGGCGAGGCCGUCAUGGGAAUCAAGGUCAGAGUCAAAACCAUCCUGGGAGUCAACAAAGCCGGUAGAUACCAAACACUCCUGGGAAUCAACAAGAACGUCAUCCGAAUCUAAGCAAACCUGGGAAACAUCUCGGAACACCUCUGAUUCUAGACCAUCAUGGGAGACCUCUCGGAAUACGUCUGAGACUAAGCCAUCAUGGGAGACCUCAAAAACCUCUACAGAUUCCAGGCCAUCAUGGGAAUCAAAGAGGGGUGUAACAAAUAGCUUUAGAAGUAAUGUACCUUUAGCCAGUACUGAGGAAGUGGAAUUAUUUGUUGACCUUGAUCCGAUAGAAAAAGUGGAACCUUCUCCACCUCGUCCUGUUCCUAAACCCCGUGUUGAAAUUCCAAAAAAAUAUGAGCCACCCGUCCCUUCACCAAAACAGAGGCCUGAGAUUCAUCGUGUAGAUCCCGUGCCUCGCCCACAACAACCACCCCCACGGAUCCCUGUGACCUCUGCUGUGGCUGACCUUCAGUGGGACCUCAACGAAAGUUUUGGGUCAAGUCAUAGUGUCGCAUCAAACCAGAGUUUUGGCAAAGAUAGUUCUCGCAGUGGUGGCUCAGAUGUUCUCCGGAUACAGGAGGAUCGGGAUGAGGUGUCGGAAAGGACAUCAGUUCGUAGUUCAGACUAUAGUGACUCAGAUGAUCCUAAACGACAUAAUGAAGUGUUACGGAUUGACUUACCAGACUCAACAGAGUAUAGCACUGACUCCUCAAGUACAAAAGAACUUCACAUAGAUGAGGCUCCACGAAGGGACUCUAGUUCUAAAUCUAGUAGCUUGUUUGACGAGGAGUUCAGUGAACCUUCCCCUCGGGAAAUAAUGAACAAGCUUGCUAGGGAGAGCCGUAUACGGCGCUCUCUGGACCACCAGCGUGGUGUUGUGGGAGACAUGGGUGAACCUGCUCCAAAUAGGAAUUUACGUGAACCCCAAGGGAUUCCUGGUAAGAGCAUGCCCACCAGUAACGGUGAUGAUGAGGAAGUGGAUACAAACCCUUUGCGGAUGUUACGUGGUGGAGCUAUUCCAAUUCGUGGAGGCCGGGCGGGACAAGGUAAUGCUCGACCCCCAAAUCGACCUCCUAAAUUACCAUAUAGAAAACCGCAGUUACACCAUUCUAUGAGUGUUGACUCUGGAAGCAACCAUGUGCAGCAUGUCAUUAAUUCUAGUUCAAUUUUAAAUGGGGACGAAGCCCCAAAUAGUCGUGUAAAUGGAUCUAGACCCCCUGCUGUCCCACCUAGGUCUUACAGUGUAAGUGGCGAUGGCAAAGGUCCCCGGAACGUAAUUCAAAACCCCCUUCCAUUGCCACCUAGGACCUCCGCGACACGAUCAGCGACCUUAAAUAAACCUCGGGAGCGGAAGUACCCGCUCUUGCUGGACGAUGCUGACGACUGCGGCAAUAACUUGGAAGGUCGCUUAUCAGCUCAGUCGUCUUGUGUUUUGCCACCGUCAUCAGCAGCUGCUGUCCGUGUAACCUCUACCUCCUCCUCCUCUUCUGUUGCAUGGGCUCCUGCCGUCCCGGCCCGACAGGGACGACCUUCUGACCUUGGGCGACCUUCUGACCUCCCCCCUGCCCCUCCUUUACCAACUCCCUCUCGAAAUGUAGAUGAAACAAGUGAUGAUUCCUCAGAAAGUGACGAUGAUAAUAUAAAUGAUAGUGUAUUUGAAAAUGAUUCUAGUCCUGUGAUACACAGAAGAAAUUCUUCUCAAAAUCAUAAUACUCCUAUGUGCCGAUCAGGCUCCUCAACAUUCCCUCGUGUGAAGUUCCGUCUAAAUCAUAACGUUAACUUGGAACAAUUAGGAUUUUAUAAUCGCCAUGAUCCAUUUUGGGUCAAGUCUUUAAUCUUGGCAGGGGAGAGAAUUUCAGAUAGGGAAGGCUCGGAAGAAAUCUCGCCCAUCAUGCUUGCUAACUACAAAUCAUCUGAUGGCGUGAGCUACGAAGAUUUGCUUGAUUUUGCAUUAGAUAGGGAGAAGAACUGCGAGGAAAUAGACACCAUGCAGAAAGUAUUUGGUAACGAGGUGACAGUCCAGGACUGUAUGUUUGCCUUGGAGGAGACUAAAUGGGAUGUCCAGCGUGCCAUCAAGUAUGUGAAACUGAAACAGCUGCUCAGUGCUCAGCUUGGUGAUGUCCACCUCUGCAAGGAAGCGCUGAUGACCUGUGACUGGGACGUGCAGCGUGCUGCCAACUUUAUGUUGUCUAGUCCGCUGCCUAGUCCUGAAUGUGUGGACGUGUGAUCCUGGAUAGACAGAACUUCUCCAGCUACACCAGAAGAACACCAGUCAGAAACAGUGUUGGUUUAUUAAAGCUAACAUUCACACUGUUAUGACAUUGACAAUUCUAAGGCAAAAUUCAACAAGGGGAGCAACUCUUAGUUGUACUUAAUGUGUUCCCUUGCAAUUCAAACGAGAGAAGCCAGCUACAAAUCAAGCUUUACUGUAGACAGGAUCAUAACAUUGUGAUCCUAAAAACUUUGGCAUGAGAUUUUUAAUAUUGUGUUCACCUAUUGAAAAGUGUUACAUUUAUCACAAAAAAAUUUCAUCGAAAUAUGAGGAAUGGAAUUAUUUUUUGCUGCUACUCUCAAAGACCAUGUCACUUCUCAGUCAUGUUCUGUGGACAUGAGGACUGCUUUAGUGCAAGUAGUCUGACCCAGCAUUUUGACUUUUCCUUGGAGUUAUAAUGGGCGAGUUCAAUUAGUCCAAUUGUACAGGUGUGUCUAUGCAGGAUCAGACCAUUCCUUAUCAUAGGGGUAGGUCAGAGUAGACACUCACCCAUCACCGUGGUGAAAGGUCAUCAUGCUGGUGAAGACUGAGGACGCCAUUGGAGCCUUGAUUUUCUACACAUACUCUUUACUAUUAUAUAAACAUGAGUGCAGAACUUCACUUGUGUACAGAUAUUUAAGACGAGUGUGUAGGAGACAUUUUGUGGGGAAUAUGUCAUCGCUUUUAAUACCUAUUAUGGAGGAGUGCUAAGAUAUUUCUUCCUUUCUGGAGAUAACUUCUUUCGUUUAAAUUUCAACUAUUGUGUAUUUUGUUGAUGUGAUGACCAAACCUUACAUUGAUUGAAUUCAUUGGUAAUCAGAGGUAAGAAAUAUAAGUCACCUUUGAUGCCACGCUCAAUACUUGUUUAUCCUUUUUUAACAGAGCUUGAUAAUGUGAAAAUGAUGUCACCAGAUCUGAGUGAAAGGAGAAGUCUUUCUGUUACUGUUCUAGAACAGUUUUGUUGUAUAGAAUUUCAUCUCAUGUAUACUUAUUCUGUAAAUCUUUCAAAGACUUCAAUUUUGAUGUCACAAAGGGAGAUAACAAGGAAUAUGAGGAAUUCUUUGUUUAAGUAUUUAUAGGAUAUUGGAGCUCGGUCACGGUAGAUUUUUAUCUUCCAUCAAUAAAUAUGUUGCUUUACUUUACUGAUAUAUUGUGUGGAGAAAGUGAUCAGAAGUCACCGUUAAAUCAUUUGAUUUCUGCGCGUGUAAAAGUCUAGUGCUAUCAAUCUGGUUUGUACCUCAUUAUAGAGACUCAUUGGACUUAAUGGUUUACUUGUUGUUGAGUUGAUUGUGGAGAAUGAAGUUGUGUGUAUAAAACAGGGGUCUUUUAGGCCUGUGGAAUUCUUACGUCAGGUGUCAUAUAAAAUGUCCGUACCUACCUGAUGAAUGUUCGUCACAUGUUUUUUCUUUAAAGAACACUCAUACAUCUGUUAAUGUCGGUGCUACAUGUGUUCUACAUGUACAGGUUAGUAUGAUCAAUUUUUUCAACAUUUAAUUAUGAAACAAACAAACUAGUGAUCAUUAAUAUAUAAAAUGCUUCCACACUGCCAUAAAACAUGUAUAGACUUGUCUUAGAAGUGUAUUUUGGUUUGAAAUUUACAGCAACUUUAUCAGAAAAUAAUUUAACUUCUGUUCCAGUUAUUUUGAGCUUAUAUUAUUUGCAAAUGUAAUCAAUGCAAAUUUGUUUUCUUUUUCAUAAAAAUGUUUCAAAUUAUAAAAACCAUGUAUACAUGUUUCAACUGGAUAGAAACUUUACAUUAUGAACCUGUGUUCAUAUAUGGAAUCAGAAAGGCAUAUAGGGAAAAUCAUAACGAUCUGUAAUAUACCCCUGUAAGAAAGGCCUGGAGACAAUUUAAACCUUACUGUAUAAGUUGUUAAGGUGGAGGAGUUACUUUUUUCGCCAUUUUCGAGGUUUGACUAAAAAUUGCAAAGAUACAUCAGAAAUACAGUCUUUAGAGAAGAAUUGAACCAUUUUCACUGAAUUGAAAAAACUUUAUACAUUAAUACAGUAAACAGUCACCUACUGUUUUAGUUAUGUUGAGCCUAGUCUCUGUGUUAAUGAGUUUACAUGUUCUCUGUUUCUUCGACUAUUGAUCUGACAGUCAAUGUAGUUUUGUGAAAAUGUUCAGUUAUUUCUGUUAUAAUGGAAGAGCAUUUUUUUUACUAAUUAAAGAAACACCUUACAGUUUUUACAGUAAUAUGGAAAGUACAUUGAAAUAAAACUUGCAGAAAACAAGGGAUGGAGGGUUAAUCUUAAUUACUGGGAUGAAUCAGACAAUGACAGAAAUUAAUCCUCAAUAUAGGCUGUGUUUUAGACACAGGUAUAUAUAUACCAAAUAUAUGAUACGCAUCUAACUUGCCAGGUCUGUUGUAAGAUAUACAAAGUGAACAUUUGUUUAAGAUACCAUAGAAAUUGUGUACUUAUGUAAUGAUAAAAUGUUAUCUGGUAUAUACGAUAUAGAGUGUAACAUGUAAGUACAUAAUAUAAUAUUACUACUGACGUAUCUUGCUUUUAAGUCUCCUGAUGCAAAAGUUCAGGAUGACCUAUAGCCGUUGUGUUUUGUGAGCCGCUGAUCGCUGUGUGACAUCUGCCGUACGUAAACUUUUCAGAUGACCAGCUUCUUCUUAAAGGAUAAUGAUUUAGAUGAAACUUGUCGGAGACAAUCCUCUGAUGAUCCCAAUCAAAACUUGGUUAAAAAAUCCAUGAUUGGAACUCUUUAUUACAUUCUCAUAUUGUCAUUGAGCAAAAUCUCAGUUGAUAUAAACUAUCUAUAUUCUUAACAGUCCGAAAUUUAAAAAAAAAAUAGCUACCAUAUUUGGAGGAGGGAUUUAGGCAUUUGAGGCAUUUAACAAUCAUCUGUUUUAGAAUUUACUGGUUUAUCUAAAACAGAUUCAACAAUGCACUGCUAAAAAAGGAAUUUGAUAUGUUGUACUAUUUUUCUCCUAAUGAUACUGCUCUGCAGUAAGCUACAAUACAAUCACAUGACCACUAAGCCCAGAAGGCGUCGUCUUUUGCAGAAAUUAUAUUUAUUUAUAUAAGAGCAUAAUAUGAGUAAUAUUAACGUGUACUUAAUGUAUAUUUUGUUGUUUAUUUCAGUAUAUAUGAAUCACCAAUUAAAUGUAGUGAACAAGAAUACAAAUUUUAAUUUUUCAGCAGAUUUCAAAGUUUUAGAAAUCAUUUUUUGAAAUACAGAUGUACAUUUUGUAAAACUGAACUUGUUAAAGUUCAAUGGUGAGAUUACAUAUUUAUUACAAAUUUUGUUUUCAUGUAAUAAAUCUAUAAGAUAGUUCAUGCUUUGUACUUACAAGGCUGAAGUCUUUUCUUCUCAACAGAUCAUAGAAAUUUUUGUGAUGGGGGGAAAAAGUGCAAAAACUUUUAUCUAUGAAACAGCCAUAAUAUUAUUAUUGAAGUUGUGAUUGCUUUGUCGCCCUACCAGACAGGAAAACCAGAUGUGUGUUUCAAUAUUUCAAAAUGCCUUUUCUUUACUUAAUCAAUUGAAUUAUCACAACCUCAUAUUCAGUGCAAUAUCUAUUAAUAACUAUUAUGAUCAUUAGUAUAUAGUAAAAAACAUAAUAUUAUGGUAUACAGUAGUAUAUAUUAUAUAUCUAAACAGAGUGCUCAAACAAAAGUGACAUAUAUGUUUCUCACCCUGGGAUAUAGAUGUGACAGUUUUGCUUGUGAUUGGCUUUAUUUUGUUUUUAUUUGACAGUGAUCACACCGUGCAUUAUCAAUGACCAGGCUCUGUUAGAAUAUGCAAGCUGAUGUUGUGCCAUACUAUUUAAGACAGAUAUAAGGAGAGGCUUAAGUAAGCCAGAACUCCUUCACAUAUGCCAAUUCUCUCAUCCUAUACAUUUUAUAUACGUGUUAGGUAGCAUUUACUUUCUAAUACAAAAUGUUCUCUUCCAUUAAAAUGUUUCAGUUUAUGUUA